Oncorhynchus tshawytscha (Chinook salmon) is the source of this 2310-nucleotide messenger RNA. RefSeq names its product membrane bound O-acyltransferase domain containing 4 (gene mboat4). The coding region runs from base 756 to 2024 and encodes 422 amino acids. Gene Ontology annotation, cellular component: endoplasmic reticulum membrane. Lineage: Eukaryota; Metazoa; Chordata; Actinopteri; Salmoniformes; Salmonidae. The transcript has 3 exons. Gene Ontology annotation, molecular function: serine O-acyltransferase activity. Gene Ontology annotation, biological process: lipid modification; peptidyl-serine octanoylation. The record is from RefSeq and is a predicted model, not a curated record.
CAUGUUGAGUUUAUAUUUUUGUUUAGUAUAUAAAACAUUAAUAGGGCCUCCCAUGCACCACGGAAAUUGUAAAGGUUAAAAACAAUGACAGAACUGUUACUUUUUUGUGAAUGGAGGUCAAACUGAAGCCAAGCCUACUGUCUUUUUGGCAAUCUGUAUUGUUGCAAUCUUUGCAAUAAUGUUUGUCUACUAAACAAUUACUUUUAAAAUACUUUGAGCACAGAUGAGAAUGGAGGCAGUUUCCAUAGUGCUUCUCCUCAUUACCCUGACCAAAACAUGUUGUACAAUAGAUGUCACUGAAUUUGCCCCUGCAGCCGGUUGUAAAAGCUUUUCAAAACACAUUAUGGCCUUGUUUUUUAAGAUAAAUAUUGGCUCAUAUGUGCUCAACUGUUUUGCAUUAAAAUAAUAGAUUACUGCUGCUCAUUGUGGAUGGCUCUUUUAAAAAAGUAGAAUACAAUUUAUUUAUCCAUCCAAUAUAUCAGGGUGGAGACAACUACAGUAUAUUCAGGCCAUUUUACAUUAUCAACAGUGGACUGUAAAGUAUAGAGAUUUCAUGGUUGCUAUAGACAAAGAGAAAACAAAGUGGUUUGCAGAUGGCUCAAAUGUACUGCAUGCUUAUCAUUAAACAAUGAUAAUUAUGUUCAUGCCAGACACAGGUGGAAUUGCCUAUCAAAACAGUCAACACUAUAUAUAGGCCGAAAGUCCCACCAUUCUCAACUCAUAAUAGUGUUGAUAUUUCACAGGAAGGAUUUAAAAUGGAGCCAAUCCAGUGGCUGUGUGAGCAGCAUCCAUUUCUGACGUACCAAUGUUUUUCCAUUCCCUUUGCUUUUCUAUUCUACGUCUUGGCUAAACAGGGAUGUCUCUCUUUGACAUACAGGUACCUCUUCUUGGCAUCCGGAGGCUGUAUCCUAGCGAUUAUCACCAUGGGUGUAUACAGCUUGCUUCUGCUCAUCUCCACUGUGAUCUUUGUGCUGCUGGUGUGUUCACUGAGCCCAGAGCGUGUCCAUCCAUGGGUCUUUGGACUGCAGAUGGGUUGGCAAACAUUCUGGCACCUGCUCAUACAGUACAGAGAAUACUACCUCAAUGAGCCCACUGAUUCCAGGCUUCUCCUAUCAAUGUCCUCCUUGAUGCUACUCACCCAGAGAGUCACCUCCGUGUCAAUGGAUCUACAGGACGGGGGCAGGGUGACAUUAAUGACCCAAUGCCGGGCCUUUCUCCCACUCAUCAGCUAUGCACUAAACUUCACUGCCUUGCUCGGCGGACCCCUGUCCUCGUUUGACCAAUUUGUAUAUUUUGUAGAGCAGAUUACAAUCAGCCCUCCUCCCCAGCCUCUGUCCGUUAUAUCCUACAAGGGCUUUCAGGUGUUAUCUCUGGAGUGGGCUAGGAACCAUCUCACUCGUCUCCUCAGAGACAAUGCCUUUAGUUUGGCCGUCUCCAACAACGUCCUCACCGAUGUCUUGUGGAUAUGGGGCCUUGCUGUGGUGUUGAGGAUCAGAUACUACUCCCACUGGAAGAUCAGUGAAUGUCUGAAUAAUGCUGCUGGGCUUGGGUUCAGGGGGAUGGUCAGGGAGGACAGCCCAAACUGGAGUGGCCUGUCUGACGGAGAUCUUUGGACCACAGAGAUGUCCUGCCAGGUGUCCGAAUUUGCCCGUCGGUGGAAUGGUACGACAGCUACAUGGCUACGUAGGCUGGUUUUCCAAAGAUGCAAAACUGCUCCACUGGUAAUGACAUUUGGGUUUUCCAUCUGGUGGCAUGGCAUACACCUGGGUCAGUUUGUAGGGUUUCUUCUCUGGGCUGCAGCUGUGAGAGCAGACUACCAGAUACACAAGUACUUGAAGCCAAAGCUCACGUCUACUAGGAGGAGAUUGGUGCGCACCUGUCUGUGUUGGUUAAACACUCAAAUGGUAAUGGCGUGUGUUGUUAUUGCAAUCGAGCUUCGAAGCACUUCCUCUUUGAAAAUAUUGGGUCUGACAUACACUGGAGUUUUUCCUCUUCUUAAUGUUCUCUUUAUCUUCAUUGUAUGAUAAGAUCAAGAAUAAUCAUAUCAUCUGGGUUUUUAAAUGUUGCUGUAAAAUCAAUUAGUUGACGUUAUUCAUAGUCAUUGACACAAAAAGCACACUUCUAUUCUUGCUUGUUUUGGAGGACUGAAGGGGAAGGUAUCGUGUUCUGAGAGAGUGCAACCAUCUGAUUAUUUUGGAGCAAUUGUUAUCUUAUUUACAGAACAGUAUACCUUGUUGAAUGCAUCUACCAGCUGAGGGUCAGUGUAGAUUUGUAGAAACCUAAUGAUUUUAUCCUAAUUGUAUGGCUGUU